UGGAAAGAGCUGCUUACUCACCUAUCUUAAAGAAGACAAUAAAGCACACAGUGAAUCCGGGCCAGGAACCAACGAAAGGAUGCAGGACGGGAGCUGUGACCAGACGCUCCCUCUCCCUCUGAUGUUGAAGGAGGUGUGUUUGGGGGAGGGGGACGGGGGUGUGUUCUCAGAGACCUCCUCAGAUGGGGAGCUGUACCUGGACUCGCUGGCAGAGGUAGAAGGGGAUGAGGGGGGCUUCCCCGAGCUGUCCUGCUUCCUGAGCCAGGACGAGAUGAGCAGGAGCCUGGACCUGGCCCGUGAGGCCUUCUCCCGUACCGGUGAUCUGGAAGAGACCAAAACCCCUGCACCCCUCAACCCGCAGAAGUCCCAGGACCCGCCGCAGCCCGACGGCCCCUCUCUGAGCGAUGACACGACCUUUCCCGCUAAAACCAGCGGCAGCCAAAGAGAUGUCGCCCCGAAGAUGCACUCCCGACAGAGGUCCGCUGCCCCCGUGUACAAGCAGGACAAACCCCGCCUGCUCCACGCAGACCUGGCACUGAGCGACCGUGCCUCUGCCUCGGAGUUCUGUAGCCGUGCCGCCACCUUCAUUGAGGAGCUGUCGUCCAUUUUCAAAGGGCCCGCCCGCCCUGAUCGCCACGGUGACGAGGACUCCUCCUCCCCCGACAGCGGGUACCUGUCCCCCAAGAACCCGUGCCUGCAGGGCUCUGAGGCGGAGCAACAGCCCGGGCGGCCGGGCAUGGCCCCAAAGGAGGAAGAAGGGGAGGAGGGAGAGGGGGAGGAUGCUGCUGUUGACCACCAGGGGGGCGACAGUGCUGAAGAGGCAGCAUCACCACCCCGCUUCUCGCAGAAGCUGAAGAGCCAGGAGGUGGCCGAGGGGAGUCCCAUUCGCCUGGAGUGCAGGGUCACAGGGAACCCCUCCCCGCUGGUCAGGUGGUUCUGCGAGGGCCGGGAGCUGCACCACUGUCCUGACAUUCAGAUCACCAGGGAUGCGGACCUGCACACGCUGGUGAUCGCCGAGGCAUUCGAGGACGACACAGGACGCUACACCUGCGUGGCGUCCAACCCCCUGGGGGCCGACAACACAUCCGCUGAGGUCUACAUCGAAGGGGCCUCUUCCUCUGACUCAGAAACAGAAGGAUCUGGGCCCAAAGCCAGGCCAGGAGCCAUGCCGCAGGUGCAGAAGAAGACCUCCUCCGUCUCCCUCACCAUUCGCUCCUCUUCUCCCAAAAGCCCAGAGGUGGCACCCCACCGCUCCACCCUUAUCCAGCCCCUCUCUGCACCCCCCCAAAGGGUCCAGAGUCCAGUCUCCGCUCAGCAGGGGGGUAACAGGCCUUACGUGGCACCCCCUGUCUUCAGCAAGCACCUGCAGGAUGUCCAGGCCUCUGAGGGCCAGGUGGUGGUUCUGGAGUGCCGGGUUCGAGGCAGCCCUCCACUGCGGGUGCACUGGAACCGACAGGGUGAGGAGAUCCAGGAUUCACCUGACUUCCGGGUUCUGCAGAAAAAGCCUCGGUCAGCAGCCGAGCCAGAGGAGAUCUGCACACUGGUGAUUGCGGAGACAUUUCCAGAGGACGCUGGUCUGUUCAGCUGCAUCGCCACCAACCACUACGGCUCUGUGACCAGCUCGGCCCAGCUAACCAUCCACCCAGGGAAUGACGAUCCCGCCAGUAAUGGCAUCUCAGGAAAUGACGACGUGUUCGAGGACCCCCAGGCCUUCCCGCCCCCCCCCCCCCCGACAGAGAUCAGUCUGCUGGAACUGCCCCCAAAGCCCCCCAGCACUGAGCAUUUCCACGUCAAUGAGCUGGAGAUCUGGCCAAGUGUGGUGGCCUUGCAGCCUGUGCAGAUCGGCCCCGGGGCCGAUGUCCAUGCCGCCAAUGGCAAACCUGCCAGUCCGCUGCCCAAUGAAGCCACGUCCCCUCCACAGUCUCCUCCAUUGACUACACUCUCCACUGCUAAGGAUGGUCCACCGUUGCCUACCAAACCUAAACCCAAACUAUCUGAUGACACAGGCGAGAGCGAUGCCCCUGACAGCAGCGCAGAUCAGCUGAAGCAGCUGCAGGAGCAGAUUCUCCUGGAGCAGCAGGAAGCCGCCGCCAGCUGGCAGCAGCAGCAGGAAGUCCCGCCCCCUCCGCCUCAGCAGCAGCAGGAAGCCCCGCCCCCAUCCCCACCCCUCCCCCCUCCUCCCUCCUUCCAGGAGCUGGAGAGCAGUGAGCAGGCUCCGCCCCUGAUUGGCGUCCCUGGCGUCAUGCAGACCGCCAGCACCUUCAACUAUGCCCGCCCCAAGCAGUUCAUUGCCGCCCAGAGCCCAGGGGGGCCAGGGGGCCCGGCAGGCGGAUACGCCGCCCCAUCCUCAGGCUCAUCCGGCUCCAACCUGUCCUCACCCCUCUCACCCCCCACCCCACACAAAGCCUUCAGCAAGGUCAGCCUGCCGCCCUUCCAACCGCCACAAGCUAGGGGCGCGGGACAGGACUCCCCCGCCUCACCCUCCUUCCCCCCUCCCCCCCCACCCUUCCUCAGCCCUGCCGGCUCCUCCCCCGCCCAAGAGUUCCCCCCGCCGCCUCCGCCCCCUCCCCCCCCCACCUCCGGCGGACCCCUGUCCCCAGCCCAGUCUGACAGCUCCUCCCCUUUCAGCUCCAACCCGCAGUCGCCCGCCGGCUUCCUGGUGUCCAUCCUGCCCUCCCAGCCCCCUCCCCCACCUGUCAACGCUCUCGGCCUGCCCAAAGGAAACGGGAUCACGGGACUCUCCCGUAAACCUGGCCGGACCCCUCGCAUCGCCUCUGACUCUGAGAUUCAGGGAUCGAAAGAUGCAGUCAUCCAAGACCUGGAGAGAAAACUGCGCUUCAAAGAGGAGAGGCUGAGCAAUGGCCAGCAGAGGCUAACCUAUGAGGAGAAGAUGGCCCGCCGCCUGCUCGGGGCCGACAACGCUGCCACUGUCUUUAACGUACAGGACCCAGAGGAGGAGCCUGUCACUCAGGAGUACAAGGUCUCCAGCUUUGAGCAGCGCCUGAUCAGCGAGAUUGAGUUCCGUUUGGAGCGUUCGCCCGUGGAGGAGUCAGACGAGGACGUUCAGCACGAUGAGGACGCGCCGGGCCAGCGGGUGGCGCCCUUCUUCGACCAGAAACUGAAGCACUUCAAGGUGUUCGAGGGAAUGCCUGUCACCUUCUCCUGCAAGGUCAUUGGAGACCCCAAGCCAAAGAUUUACUGGUUCAAAGACGGGAAGCAGAUCUCCAAACGCAGCGAGCACUACAGGAUCAGCCGAGACCCCGAUGGAACCUGCUCUCUGCACACCGCUGCCGCCUCCAUCGAUGAUGACGGAAACUACACCAUCAUGGCCAGCAACCCUGAGGGGAGAACCAGCUGCACUGGGCGAAUGAUGGUCCAGGCUGUCAAUCAGAGAGGGCGGAGCCAGCGUUCCACACCCGGACACAUCCGCAGACCUCGCUCCAGGUCCAGGGACAGUGGGGACGAGAAUGAAAACAUCCAGGAGCGUCACUUCCGCCCUCACUUCCUGCAGGCGCCUGGCGACCUCAUCGUGCAGGAGGGCAAGCUUUGCCGGAUGGACUGCAAGGUGAGCGGCCUCCCCACCCCUGACCUCAUCUGGCAGCUGAACGGGCAGACAAUCCGGCCGGACAGCGCCCACAAAAUGUUGGUGCGGGAGAAUGGGGUGCACUCCCUGAUCAUCGAACCUGUGACCUCCCGAGAUGCUGGCAUCUACACCUGCAUCGCCAGCAACCGCGCCGGGCACAACUCCUUCAACCUGGAGCUCAUCGUUGCAGCAAAAGAGAUGCACAAGGCCCCCACCUUCAUCGAGAAGCUGCAGAACACGGGCGUGGCUGAGGGGUACCCCAUCCGUUUGGAGUGCCGAGUGUCUGGGGUGCCCUACCCCCAAAUCUUCUGGAAGAAGGAGAACGAGUCCCUUACUCACAACACUGACAGAAUCAGCAUGCACCAGGACAACCACGGCUACAUCUGCAUGAUCAUUCAGCCAGCCACCAAAGAGGACGCAGGCUGGUACACUGUCUCUGCCAAGAAUGAGGCGGGCAUCGUCUCCAGCACUGCCCGCCUGGACGUCCACACUCAGUGGCAGCAGACGAACAUCCCCAAGCCCAAGAAGGUCCGUCCCUCAGCGAGCCGCUACGCCGCCCUGACGGAAAGAGGUCUGGACGUCAAGGCUGCCUUCUUCCCCGACUCCGGCCCCGCCCACCAGCCCGGUGGCCUGGUGGAGAGCGAGGACCUGUAGACACCAGUGGGGGGGGGGGGGGGUGUCACCCACACCCCACACCCACCCCAUCCCAUCCCAGACACUCCCAGAGAGGACCCCGCCUCCCUCCGCCUCUCCCUCUCUGUCUGUCUCUCUCUCUCUCUCUCUCUCACUUUCUCUCUCAAUCUCUUUCUGUCUCUCAGGGGCUCCACUCCUGCUUCCAGAGGAAGAUUAAAAAAAAAUAAGAAUUUUAAAGCUUGGUAAAGUGGAUGGUUGCACAGACUCCACUGUCCAACAUGGCUGCCAGCGUGGCAAGCUCGCCCUCCCCGUGGAACCCUUGUCACAUGACGUGUCACGUGAAGGGGGCUUCAGCUCCCAGAUCUGCUGUGUCAGUGAGAGAAAGAGCACCAAAGCGUUAAGAAAACAUUUAUCUGACCUCAGGCCACUGCCAUGCAUCAAAGUUCUGAGUGUCAAUUGCACACUCCUUAAUAAUCAAUGAUUAAGAUAAAAACAUGGAUUUUUCUAAAGGUUUGUUUCAGCACACGCUGACAGCCUCUUUAGUAUUAGCUGAAGUGCCUGGAGGAGGGAGAGAGGAGGAAGCACAGUCAGAGCACUACAGCUGUGUGCCCUGAGAAAGAAUGAGUUUAUAGGACUGCUCUGGUAGGGGUGUGUUCAUAAUAACACUGUACUGUUUAGCUUGGGUGCUAGCACAAGUGCCUUUCACACUUCACAUAGGCUUACUGUUAGGAUUGAGGGAUUUCCUCUAAUUUUUAUUAAAAGUAGCAUCUAGUUAUGCAUGUUACCAAGGUGCCAUUUGCAAUACUCUCUAUGUAAGUGCCAAUGCCUGUAGAAAUGAUGCAUUUAUAAAACAUUGUGAAAUUCUCACUUCCCUGCAGAGAGGAACCACUUUUUUGGGGGGAUGGGACAGACAGCAAGCUCGUCUGCAGUUCAGUGAGUGCAAAUCCCAAAGUCUUUCUGGAACCUCAGAUGCAGUGCCUUAACAGUCCAGGGACCCAGGGGCAGGGGUAGGGGUGCUUUGUCUGUGGAUGAACACCCCAGUGCCGUCUGGCUGUAGUCAGCACAACCCUUGAGAAAUAGAACAAGGCCGGGCCUUUGGUACAAGCGUCUUCUUCUUCUCUUGGUUAUGUUUGUGUUGUCUUUUGGCUCUGAGGGAGAGGUGGGUUAGGGUUAGGGGUUAGGGGUUAGGGGUUAGAGUUAGGGUUAGGGAGAAGUGGCUGUGGUGAAGGCUGGUUUUGUAGCAGGAAUGGGACAGGAACGUUGGUCUAAUGGUUUGGUUACCUCGGUGAGUUCUCAGCCUUGCAGCGGAAACCAGGAGGGCGUGUGAGCCAGCUGCAGCUGUCCAAGUUGCUGAUUGGCUGUCACCAAAAGAGGGGGGUGUGGCAUGUUGAGAGAGUCAGAUAGGUUGUGGUAUGGUGGAGUGUCACGUGGCAGUGCUGUUUUUACUGCAUGAACACCUUGAGGUUAGGAAUCACCACACUGGCUACUACUCCAUCCACCAGCACUUUCACCCAUGGUGCCUUUGACUUCUAAAAUUCUGACAGAUCAUACAGGUGAUUACUGACGCCGAUGGCCGAUGUGGUUCAGCAAUAAGAAACAGAACAGCUGUCCUGUUGGUGUACAAUUAUUGGUUUUUAGCAAUUACAGACUGUGUGAGAGAUACCAUUUGCUGCAUUUCUGCAGUAAACCCAGUAAGGAAACAAAGUUUCUGACCUGGAAGUUUUUUAAAAGCAUGCAUUGCAUUUCUAACCGUUUCAAAGGAACACAGAGGUUGAGUAAGUCCGGAGCAGGUAGGAGCGCUGAGAUGAUGUCCUGCACAGUGCCUUAUGGGUGCACAGCAGUCCGUGGACUGCGUUGGAGGGAGAAGGGGCUGUGAAACGGCAGGAGGUACUUUUCACUCUGCAUCACGGCUCUUGGUCUUACCCCCCACUGUGGAAGGGUCACUCAGAUCCAACAGUGAUGGUGAUGAUAGUGACGACAAUGAUGAUGAUGAUGAUCUUUUCCUUUUUCCUUCUGUUCAUUGUUGAAGUUUGAGAUCUUUGGCCAGCCAAAUGGGACUUUUAUUUUUGUAUGAGAGAAACACAGUGCAGCACAGUAUAUAUAGUUUCCUUUCUCUGUUGAUAACUUUCAAUAAAUAUGUUAGUUAAGCUUUUUCCCCUUUAUUUUGACAGCAUAAUUUAAGCUUCAGGUCUGUAUUUAAAAUCCAGUACUUAUGAAGAUCAGUUAUGUAAUGCCAUGGCGGAUCACAUGUUAUUUAUAUCUGCGCUUAUUGUACUCUGGGGUACCUUUCUGAGAUCCCUGUUUUAGGAUCUACACAGGAGAUCAGGCAACAAAGCACACGUCACUAACAAUGUUAUUAUCAAUGUCUCAGAAAUCAUGUAUUUUCCCAUGUGAAUUAAUAUGCGUAUGUAUUUUUCAAAUACUCAUCAACUACCAGUUAACCCACUCUUUCAGCCUGUCUGUUAACAGCAUGAAUGUCACGCUCCAUUCAUCUUCACAGUCCAACCAAACAGGGACUCUUAUUCUGACACCAGAAGUUUUUUUGUUUGCUUCUAAACCAAUCUGUGCCUGUGUAUGGAUUGUUAUCAUAAUGUUACUUUGGUUUAAAAAUUACAAUAAAACAUGUCUCUGGAAGUGAUUAAUCGUCAUUGACUGAGGGUUGUAAAUUAGCUGGAGUUCUUACACAUGAGUAGGGGGGGCAGGGUGAGGCUUGGCAUCAAUCCUUUAGUUUCAUGCCAGUGACUUCGGAUGACCUUAAACACUCUCAUGUCCAUUAAAACUUGCAUUCUCACAAUAUUACGGAAAGAAGUCAGCUUAUGGUUGGCCAGUCCCCUCAGAAUCACUUACGCCAAUUACUGAUUACAGGCAGCAGGCGGAAAGUGUCUCUGCCCCUCCCCAGGGUACACCAAUCACGGCCAUUCCAUCUGUAAUCACUGCCAGAUGGACGAGGUUGAAUUCUCUGAUAAAGAUACACUAAUCACCACAGGAGCUGACGGGGGUGUGCUUUACCCUCUCUAAUUGGUGAGGAACAGGGAUAAUUCCUAAAGUCCCAAGACAAAGUGAUAUCAUCGGUCAACCAAAAAAAUCCGAACCCUGCCAUUGCAUGGCCAAAGUAAAGGCCAAACUGUCAACUUCUGCUGUGGGGAAAAAGGCAAACCCCCCUAAAAAGUAAAAAAAAAAAAACCCUGAAGGCAGCUGGGUUUCAGUCCCACAAGCUGAACUCCAGUGAUGAUUCAGAUGUUUUGGCUCAAAUCUGGCAGCCCCGCUGAGGAUCCCAGCUAUCGGAGCGCAUCUUAUCUGAGAGAGAGGACCUGACACCACCCACUGCCUGCCGUAAACACACACAUGC
Molecule: messenger RNA, 7565 nt
Organism: Megalops cyprinoides (Indo-Pacific tarpon)
Lineage: Eukaryota; Metazoa; Chordata; Actinopteri; Elopiformes; Megalopidae
Gene: palld
Product: palladin, cytoskeletal associated protein
Molecular function (GO): protein kinase activity
Source: RefSeq, a predicted model, not a curated record